AUGAUCGGACCUUUCCUCGCGCCCCCUUUUGCCCCGUACCGAGUAAGCCCCAUAGGCGUUGCAACGCGCAAGUAUUCUGGCAAGAAACGCCUCAUCAUUGACCUGUCUGCCCCUCACGAUGGCGUCGUGCCCAGCAUUAACAGUUUGAUUCCCCGGGAGCCGUUUUCGCUGUACCACGCUAGCGUUGAUAAUGCCAUCAGCAUGAUAAAAACCGCAGGCAGGGGCGCGUGGCUAGGGAAAGCCGACAUCACCGACGCGUUUAAGGUCAUGCCUCUUCACCCCUCUCAGUGGCAUUUAUUCGGCGUUAGGUGGGGCAGCAAGCUGAACUUCUCUGUCAGGUUGGCGUUCGGCUGCCGCAGCAGCCCACGUAUUUUUGACUCACUGUCGGAGGCGCUGUGCUGGAUCCUGGUGAAUGUCCACAGGCUGCCAUUCGUUUUGCACCUGCUGGACGAUUUUUUGGUGGUGGAUUUUCCGUCGUCUCCACCCGCCCGCUGUAUCUCGGUGUUGAGGGACACGUUUGGAGACCUGGGUGUUCCGCUCUCCGCGGAGAAAACCGUAGGCCUGUUUACCUCCUUGGAAUUCCUCGGUAUCAACCUAGAUAGUGUUUCCAUGCAGGCAUUGUUACCCGCGGAAAAACUGGAGCGCGUUCGAAGCGUCCUGAAGGCCGCUUUGGGCGCUGCUUCGAUGGCUAAACGUGAGCUGCUUUCGUUGCUGGGCCAUCUAUAUUUUGCUAUGCGCAUCAUACCCCAGGGCCGCGCGUUCGUGUCCCGUCUGUUGGACUUGGCUAAAAGCGUGCCUCAUCUCCAAGACUGCGUGGUGUUGGACGACGGGUGCCGAUCGGAUUUGCGUUUUUGGAGCGUGCUGUGCGAGCAUUGGAACGGUAUCAGCUUUUUCUAUCACGAUUCCUUGGAGUCGUCCGUCGCUCUCGAUUUUUACACCGACGCAGCUCCCUCAGUUGGGUUCGGGGGGUUUCACGGAGUUCCGAAUGCUGCGCCCUCACGCGUUACCGGACGGGUUGGCGUGUCCGCCAUUCCCCCUGACGUUCAUUGCUUUGAAUCACAGAAGCUGCAUCCCUCCUCCAUUAAAGCACUGGUGUCAGGCAUUCAAUUUAAUGUACGGUGUUCGGAGCCCUCAGCAUGCAGCCUGCUCGGGAACCCAAGUAUCCGCCUGCUGAUGAACGGGCUGAGGAAGCAGCGUCCGGAGACCAAAGAUAAACGCUUACCAAUCACCUUACCCCUCUUGCACACGCUGGUGUCCAAUUUGAGACAAGGGUGCUUCGGGCCCUACGUCGACACGCUUCUUGAGUCAGUAUUUUUCACGGCCUUCUAUGGGUUUCUGCGGCGUGGGGAUAUCGUGGAGGACAAGUGGAGGGUGUCCCCCUACCAAGAAGACAGCUGGCUCAGCUCGCCCCUUAAGUGUCACUUGAGGCUCCGUCCAGGAAGGAGGAUCGAUGCGGCAAGCACCGCAGCAGAUCCUUCUGGGACAGCCGAGUAG
Hypomesus transpacificus is the source of this 1494-nucleotide messenger RNA. RefSeq lists its product as uncharacterized. The record is from RefSeq and is a predicted model, not a curated record. The transcript is spliced from 4 exons. The coding region runs from base 1 to 1494 and encodes 497 amino acids. Lineage: Eukaryota; Metazoa; Chordata; Actinopteri; Osmeriformes; Osmeridae.